GGUCUUGAUUUCCUUGGUGAUGGUGAUCACCAGGUCCAUAACCUGCAAGUGAGCAGGUUAUUUAAUUUCUGGCAAGAACUUGAAGAUAAGCUCAUCCCGAUGUGUCCCAGAAAGGCUGAGGUUGUCAGAAGGCUGAGAUCUAAAGCACAUGAGAGAAAGGCUAAGGCUGGUUCAGAUUUCCUUCCAAGCCUAGCUUUUCAGGAUACGGUAUCAAAGGUUAAUUUGUGGACAAGUUUGGCAUUCAUUUCGGCUCCAAUUUUACUAGAUGGAGAAUAUUACAAAGACAGAAACUCAGUUUCUUAUAAGUUGUUUGUUGCCUUCAUGAUUUGCAUCAUUUUCUCUUUCACUGGGGCAUUUUGCGCUUUGCUGAUCAGAAACAAGCCCAAACUUGCAGUUCUCCGAGGAUGUUAUUUCUUGCUCUCCAUUGUUUCAAUGGCAUCAGCUUUAUCAAUACUGGGAUAUGCCUUGUUCUGGAAAGUUUAAUGUGGGUUUAAUUUGUGGCAGACUUAACACUACUGUUUUCUUAUGUGUAAUCAUUAGUCUUUUGAAACACCUUGUGAGGUGAUACAACACUACUAU
This is a messenger RNA of Pistacia vera, 579 nucleotides long. RefSeq lists its product as uncharacterized. The coding region runs from base 100 to 483 and encodes 127 amino acids. The transcript is spliced from 2 exons. The record is from RefSeq and is a predicted model, not a curated record. Lineage: Eukaryota; Viridiplantae; Streptophyta; Magnoliopsida; Sapindales; Anacardiaceae.